Messenger RNA from Hordeum vulgare subsp. vulgare (domesticated barley), 1252 nucleotides. RefSeq names its product spidroin-1-like. NCBI's taxonomy places the organism in Eukaryota, Viridiplantae, Streptophyta, Magnoliopsida, Poales, Poaceae. Bases 137 to 1117 code for a protein of 326 amino acids. The record is from RefSeq and is a predicted model, not a curated record. Gene Ontology annotation, biological process: defense response. The transcript has a single exon.
CUCGCCUAUUUAUGCCGUCGCCACCGUCCACCGGCACCCACCCACUCCACCACCACCGUAGCCCAUCGUCAUCUCCCACGCCGCCUCGCCGGAGAACAACCACCACCAUCCUAGCAAGACCAAGGACAAGGCGAAGAUGGGCUCGCGGUACGAGGUGGAGGUGACCGUGGGCGCGGCGCGGGACCUCAAGAACGUCAACUGGCGCAACGGCGACCUCAAGCCCUACGCCGUGCUCUGGAUCGACGCCGGCGCCCGCUGCUCCACCCGUGUCGACCUCGACAACGGCGAAAACCCCACCUGGGACGACAAGGUCGUCGUCCCCUUGCCCCCCGCAAGCCGCCUCCAGGACGCCGUGCUCUACCUCGACAUCGUCCACGCCAACGCCCCCGAGGGCGUGAAGCCCCUCGUCGGCUCCGCCCGCCUCCCGCUCCGCGACGUCGUCGACGACGCCGGCGUCGGGGGCAAGGUUUCCAGGAACCUGAAGCUCAAGCGGCCAUCGGGGCGGCCGCAGGGGAAGCUUGACGUCCGCGUCGCCGUCAGGGAGCCGGCCAGGUACUACGACCCCAACCCUGGCGCCUACCCGGCGCCCGCGGGGUACGGCUCCUCCCGCGAUGCCUACGGUGGUGGGUACGGUGCCGGUGCUGGAGCUGGAGGCUACGGCGCCGCGGCAGGGGCUGGAGGCUACGGCGCGUACGCUGCCGCGGCGGCGCCUCCGUCGGGGUACCCGGGCUACGGCUCCACGGCGCCGCCUCCGCAGGCCGCAGCACCGUACGGAUCCGCUCCAGCGCCCUACGGCGCCGCGCCUCCUCCUCCUCAGGGAGCAGCUGGUGCGUACGGGUCCUCUGCUCCGGCCUACGGCGCGGCGCAGCCGGCUCAGGGAGCAGGGUACGGGACGACGGGCGUGGCCCUGGACCAGAGCGGCGGGAAGAAGAAGAAGGGGAUGGGGAUGGCGGGCGGGCUGGCGGUGGGCGCGGCGGCGGGCGUGCUGGGCGGGCUGGCGCUGGCGGGCGGGGCGAGCUACGUGGAGAACAAGAUCGAGGACCGCGUGACGGAGCGCGUGGAGGAGGACAUGUACGGCGGUGGGUACGGCGACUACGGCGGCGACGACGACUACUAGCCUAGCCUAGCAAGUGAUGAAUGCAUGGAUCUGAAGGGAGGCCAUGAAUGAAUGAAUGAAUCUUUUAUGUUUUCGUUGCUGCAUGCAUGAUCAUUCCGAGAGUUGAAAAGAAAGAUAUUUUAAAGUUGAAAUUUA